UGUCCAAGAAGCAAACACAAUCUGCAAAACCUUGACUGCUGCUGCUUCUGUCUCCUCUCACUCACUGUGACACACACAUACAUCAUCGCGUCAGUCGCUGCUCUGCAACGGGAGAGUAAAUGUCUGCAGGAGAGGACUAAUCCUGUCUGACUGAAGGCUGAGCUUUGUCCAACAUCUAUAAAAACAGCAGCUGAGAGGAGGAAGGAUGGAGGGAGAAGUCGUUGCUAUAGAUUCAGGCAACCCGUUGCUCAGAGCAGUUUUCCUCCGUCGGCUGAGGCUCACCAGGCUGCUCCUGGAAGGAGGAGCUUACAUCAACGAGAGUGACGGCCAAGGCCAGACGCCACUGAUGGUGGCCUGCAGGACCAAACACGUGGACUCUCAGAGCGCCAGUCGAGUCAAGCUGAUCCAGUUUCUUCUGGAGAAAGGAGCAGAUCCCAACAUUCAGGACAAGGAAGGAUGCACUGCACUGAUGCACGCCUGCAGGGAGCAGGCUGGUGCUGAGGUGGUGUCUCUGCUUGUGGACAACGGAGCGGACAUCAGCUUGGAGGACCAGUCCGGGACUUCGGCUUUGGUAUAUGCGGUCAUGGCUGGAGACUGGAAGGUGCUGAAGCUGUUACUUGACACAUGCAAGGCCAAAGGGAAGGAGGUGAUCAUAAUAACCACUGACCAGUUCCCAGGAGGAAAACUGCAAGCCAAGCAGUACCUCAGCAUUCCUCCCAUUCAUCCCACUGAUCAGGUGGACAAAAUUACCCCUGCAGCUCCUGCAUCUCCUUCUGAAAUUCAGCUCAUCACCUCCCCCCAGUGCACCUCCUCCUUGUGCCCCCCCAAGCCUGUCUUUUCUUUUAAAGGACAGAUCUGUGGCGUGAGCUCCCACCCGUGUUCCCCAUCCCGGUUUAGAGGGCUUGGACAAGCGGCCAACGGACAACAGCAGCCUCUGCUGCGGCUGAACUCUGAGCCUUGGUUAAAGAUCCCUGCGUCUCUGCUCACCCAGCAGCCUCAUGGAGCCCAGAACCAGACUGAGGAGCUCUCCUUCAGGGUCCCCAAUCUGGAUCGGGACAGCAACACAAACUCUGACAGCUUCGGAUCUUAUGAGUGGAAUAAAGGUACAGAGGUAGAUGGAAAAAAUGAUUGUGCCAAGCAUGCAGAACAAAAGACAGCCCCACUAGGUCUGCUGUCAUCCCACUCUGCCUCCCACCCCAAUCUGCACUCUGAGGUGACUGCUGCAGACUCAGUCUCGUCCUCCUCAACUCUUUCUAGUGGCAGAAACCUUUGCACACCCCUGCAGAGCAUGGCCUUGUCAAGCCUUCACAGUGUGAUCCAGAGGCGAAAGCUGGGCGAGGACAUCUACAGCUCUGACCCCCAGCUGGCUGUAGACAUUAAGAGUCUCCCUGAGGAGCAGAGAGCCAGAGACCCAGCAGACGGCAAGAGGUUUGCACCGCUGCGCUGCUCCAGCAUGUUGGGCUCCAAGGAGUCUUUAACAGGCCAGAACAAAAGAGUCCUGCCCGGAUAUGAACGCAGAGGCUCUGGUACCUUCUUUUUGGACCGGAACCUUCAGGCCAGACCGAGAUCUUUGCCACCUCUAACCAACACCCCCAUUCUCAGUGUUUUUAAUCAUAGCUUCAGCACAGGAAAUAGCUUCUCUGAGAAAGAGCCCAGCCAAAAGAGCUUCCUCCCCUCUGCUCCACCAGGACACCCCAAAGAGCUGACCAGAAGGAUGCUGCUGAGGAGACACUCCAUACAGACCGAACAGUUCAAAAGCACAGCCUGA
Molecule: messenger RNA, 1768 nt
Organism: Melanotaenia boesemani (Boeseman's rainbowfish)
Lineage: Eukaryota; Metazoa; Chordata; Actinopteri; Atheriniformes; Melanotaeniidae
Gene: ankrd34ba
Product: ankyrin repeat domain 34Ba
Exons: 2
Coding region: 206-1768 (520 amino acids)
Molecular function (GO): protein binding
Source: RefSeq, a predicted model, not a curated record